Paramuricea clavata is the source of this 651-nucleotide messenger RNA. Lineage: Eukaryota; Metazoa; Cnidaria; Anthozoa; Malacalcyonacea; Plexauridae. The record is from the annotation of a GenBank genome assembly.
AUGGCGCUUUCAGCAGCAACUUCACAACAAAAAAUGACUCGUACAGAUUGGAAAAAAGAGAAAGAAUUAGAAGAGGCAAGGAAAGCAGGAACUGCCCCAGCUUUACAGGAUGAAACAGGAAAGUACGUGGACAGAUAUUGAGUCUUCAAGUGUUUUUUUAGACUUUUUAUCUAUAUUUAUUUUAAAGUGUGAAUGCUUUUACUUUAGAUUUUCAUUUUAGUUUUAUAUACAUUACAUAUAGUCAUAGAUAUUGCACCAGGGUAGUUGGCCAAUACUUAAUACUGAAAGUACAAAUAGUCAUUUUAAUGCAUUAUGCAUCAGUCAGUCGUUUGCCCCAGAGAGGGGAGAGGGGUAUCAGGCAUACCCAUGGGAAUUGACAUUUUAUCAAGACAUUUUAGUCCAUUUCCCCUAUGAGUGUACUCACUUCACUGGAUAUGCUGAAUUCCUGAAAAAUAUCCUGCCAGAUUAUCAGGCUGGAUAUUGAUUAAAAUCAUUAAAUAUUAAGGUUCAAGCCUGACCAUUCACACAUAUUUAUUUUCAUUGGUUAUAAAGUAUCCAAAACAAUCAUUGAUUUUAUUGUUUGCUUUCUGUAGAGACAUCAAUCCACAUAUUCCUCAAUAUAUUUCAGAUGCACCCUGGUACUAUGGAGCU